Molecule: messenger RNA, 448 nt
Organism: Lotus japonicus
Lineage: Eukaryota; Viridiplantae; Streptophyta; Magnoliopsida; Fabales; Fabaceae
Product: rust resistance kinase Lr10-like
Exons: 1
Coding region: 26-448 (140 amino acids)
Biological process (GO): protein phosphorylation
Molecular function (GO): ATP binding; protein kinase activity
Source: RefSeq, a predicted model, not a curated record
UUCCAAAAAUCGAAGCACUGUGUCCAUGACUGCUGCGAGGGGAACACUAGGCUACAUGGCACCUGAAGUUUUUUCUAGAAACUUCGGCAAUGUGUCUUACAAAUCUGAUAUCUACAGCUAUGGGAUGUUGCUGUUAGAAAUGGUUGGAGGAAGAAAGAAUAUUGUAAACAACACUGGUCAAGAAAAUAAUGAUGUUCAAGUUCUGUAUCCAGAUUGGAUUCACUGUUUGAUAGAAGGAAGAGAUAUGCAUGUUCCUGUUGAUGAUGAUGAAGAUGGAGAUUUUGGAAUUGCAAAGAAACUAGCCAUCGUGGGACUUUGGUGCAUCCAGUGGCAUCCAAUGCAUCGUCCAUCCAUGAAGACUGUGUUGCAAAUGCUCCAAGGAGAGGGAGACAAGUUGAAAGUUCCCACCAACCCUUUCCAGCCAAAAGCUUCAACUAGUGCGCUCUAG